Molecule: messenger RNA, 1205 nt
Organism: Camelina sativa (false flax)
Lineage: Eukaryota; Viridiplantae; Streptophyta; Magnoliopsida; Brassicales; Brassicaceae
Source: RefSeq, a predicted model, not a curated record
AAAAUAUCUUAAAUAAAUAAUUUAGUUGUAACAUACGAAGGAGACGAAGAAGACGAAGCAACCAUCACCACCGUCGUUGUUGUCUUUAUCACAUCAUCGUUCGUUGAAAACACGUCGACUUUAAAUAUCUAUCUUCCAAUCUCUGAAAAGCCUUCUCCUUUUUCGCAUUUUCUCGGAGCUUCAUCAUCAUCGUUUACAUCGCGUUUUUUGUUUCCUCCCCGACGACUCUCGAAUCUUACCUCUCAUGGAAGGGAACUUCAUUAUGUCUGAUGCUCAACGAACCCAUGAUGAUGGCUUCAUAGUCAAACAAAAACCUGAUCUCAUCACUGGUUCAAAGGGAGGUCAAGCUAAUGAAAGUGGUUGUUUUGAUUGCAACAUCUGUCUAGACUCAGCCCAUGAUCCUGUCGUCACUCUCUGCGGACACCUUUUCUGCUGGCCUUGCAUUUACAGGUGGUUACAUGUUCAGUUAUCAUCUGUCUCCAUUGAUCAGCACCACAACAAUUGCCCUGUCUGUAAAUCCAACAUUACCAUCACCUCAUUGGUUCCUCUCUAUGGAAGAGGCAUGUCUUCGUCUUCUUCCACGUUUGGCUCUAAGAAACAGGAUGCAGAAUCCACAGAGAUACCCCGCAGACCUACUCCAUCAACCUUGUACAACCCAAUCUCUUCAGGAUCAUCUCUGAGCCCAAGCUUGCAACAUCAUCAAACUCUGUCUCCAACAUUCCAUAACCACCAAUAUUCCCCUCGUGGCUUCACCACAACCGAAUCAACCGACCUUGCCAAUGCAGUAAUGAUGAGUUUUCUCUACCCGGUGAUUGGAAUGUUUGGGGACAUGGUCUAUACCAGGAUAUUUGGGACUUUCACAAACACAAUAGCUCAGCCUUACCAAAGCCAGAGGAUGAUGCAGCGUGAGAAGUCUCUUAAUCGGGUAUCAAUAUUUUUCCUUUGUUGCAUCGUCCUUUGCCUCCUACUCUUCUAGCUCUCUCUCUCUCUCUCUCUUUUGUCUAGCUUGUGUUGUAAAUAGUCUGUAAAACUCGAAGCCUGUAGUAUAACAACUACUGCAGACGCUAUUGUUCCGAGUUAGGUCUCAAUUUGCAGGCCAAUUUCUUGUUGUGUAUUGCACAGAUAUAGAUAUAUGUGCUUGUAUGAUGUAUCUAAUAUUCAUGAACCAUGUCUAUGUUAAAGAAGCAUCUUAACAGUUCAUCAUC